AUGAUGAAAUCAUGUUUCUACUACUUCAUUCAAAUCGCUUUGAUAAAUUCUUAUAUAAUUUAUAAAAACCAUAGCAAAAGCAGUGAUGGACUACUUAGUCAUGAAGAAUUUAGAAUGGAAGUGGCUUUAGGAUUGAUAGAAUAUAAUUGCAAUAGUAAUCAAAUUACAAAGGCGGCAAUAAAGGGAGAAAUGAAUAGAAGAUUUACUUAUUGUAAACAGUUGAAUAAAGACAGCAAAACCUACUAUAAAUGUUCUGAUUGCAGCGAGCCAAUACAUCGUGGCUGUUUUAUUAAUCAUAAAUGUUGUAGAUAA
This is a messenger RNA of Blepharisma stoltei, 312 nucleotides long. NCBI's taxonomy places the organism in Eukaryota, Ciliophora, Heterotrichea, Heterotrichida, Blepharismidae. The record is from the annotation of a GenBank genome assembly.